Messenger RNA from Gavia stellata (red-throated loon), 1426 nucleotides. It is a transcript of the gene SLC30A6, whose product is annotated as solute carrier family 30 member 6. The coding region runs from base 23 to 1405 and encodes 460 amino acids. Gene Ontology annotation, cellular component: membrane. The record is from RefSeq and is a predicted model, not a curated record. NCBI's taxonomy places the organism in Eukaryota, Metazoa, Chordata, Aves, Gaviiformes, Gaviidae. The transcript has 14 exons. Gene Ontology annotation, biological process: monoatomic cation transport; transmembrane transport. Gene Ontology annotation, molecular function: monoatomic cation transmembrane transporter activity.
CUCUUCCGGUGCGGGGGAUAAUAUGGGGACAAUACACCUGUUCCGCAAAUCACAGAGAUCAUUGGUUGGAAAGUUAACACAUGAAUUUAGGCUGGUUGCAGCAGAUAGGAGGUCCUGGAAGAUCUUGCUGUUUGGUGCUAUAAAUUUAAUAUGUAUUGGCUUCCUGCUAAUGUGGUGCAGCUCUACAAACAGUAUAGCUUUAACUGCUUACACGUAUUUGACAAUCUUUGACCUUUUCAGUUUGGUAACAUGUCUAAUAAGCUACUGGGUAAUGAUGAAGAAACCCAGCCCAGUCUAUUCAUUUGGGUUUGAAAGGUUUGAAGUUCUAGCCGUAUUUGCAUCUACAGUUCUGGCACAGCUUGGCGCACUUUUUAUACUAAAAGAAAGUGCAGAGCGGUUUCUGGAACAACCUGAGAUACACACGGGGCGACUGCUGGUUGGUACUUUCGUGGCUCUCUUUUUCAACUUAUUUACAAUGCUUUCCAUUAGGAAUAAGCCUUUUGCUUAUGUGUCUGAAGCUGCCAGCACAAGUUGGCUUCAGGAGCAUGUUGCAGAUCUUAGUAGAAGUAUUUGUGGAAUCAUCCCAGGAUUGAGUAGCAUCUUUCUGCCACGAAUGAACCCUUUUGUCUUGAUUGAUAUUGCUGGAGCUCUAGCUCUUUGCAUUACCUACAUGCUCAUUGAAAUCAACAAUUAUUUCGCUGUAGACACAGCCUCUGCUAUAGCAAUUGCUUUGAUGACAUUCGGUACCAUGUAUCCCAUGAGUGUCUACAGUGGGAAAGUACUACUCCAGACAACCCCACCUCAUGUGAUUGGCCAGUUAGAUAAACUUCUCAGAGAGGUUUCAACGUUGGAUGGUGUCUUGGAAGUUCGAAAUGAGCAUUUCUGGACAUUAGGUUUUGGCACUUUGGCUGGAUCAGUACAUGUCCGAAUUCGGAGAGAUGCAAAUGAACAAAUGGUACUUGCCCAUGUCACUAACAGAUUAUACACAUUGGUCUCUACCUUGACUGUUCAGAUUUUCAAAGAUGACUGGAUCAGACCUACCUUAUCAUCUGUGCCUAUUGCAAACAAUAUUCUGAACCUUUCGGAUCAUCAUAUUAUUCCAAUGCCAUCUUUGAAAGCUGCUGAUAAUUUGAACCCUGUUACAUCCACUCCAGCUAAGCCCAGCAGCCCACCGCCAGAAUUUUCCUUUAAUACACCAGGCAAAAAUGUGAGUCCAGUCAUCCUUUUAAACACUCAGACAAGGCCCUAUGGAUUGGGCUUUAACCAUGGAUCUGCACCCUACAGCAGUGUACUCAAUCAAGGAUUUGGAAUACCGGGAAUGGGAGCAGCUCAAGGAUUCAGAACUGGUUUUACAAAUGUCCCAAGCAGAUAUGGAACAAACACUCGUGGGCAACCCCGAACAUAAUAAACACCAUUAUUUAUUGUA